This is a messenger RNA of Trichechus manatus latirostris (Florida manatee), 3002 nucleotides long. It is a transcript of the gene USP12, whose product is annotated as ubiquitin specific peptidase 12. Bases 122 to 1270 code for a protein of 382 amino acids. The transcript is spliced from 10 exons. Lineage: Eukaryota; Metazoa; Chordata; Mammalia; Sirenia; Trichechidae. Gene Ontology annotation, molecular function: cysteine-type deubiquitinase activity. The record is from RefSeq and is a predicted model, not a curated record. Gene Ontology annotation, cellular component: cytosol; nucleus. Gene Ontology annotation, biological process: protein deubiquitination.
GCAGGCUCUGUCCGUCCGUCCGUGCGGCUCGGGGUCCGCCCGGGGCUGUGGCGAGAGCGGGCGCCCGGCUCCCUCCCCCGCCCGCCGCCGCUGUGAUUGGGUGGAAGAUGGCGCUGGGCGGAUGGAAAUCCUAAUGACAGUCUCCAAAUUCGCCUCCAUCUGUACCAUGGGCGCCAAUGCCUCGGCAUUAGAGAAAGAGAUUGGUCCAGAGCAGUUUCCAGUCAAUGAGCACUAUUUUGGAUUAGUCAACUUUGGAAAUACCUGCUACUGCAAUUCAGUUCUUCAAGCACUUUAUUUUUGUCGUCCAUUUCGGGAAAAAGUUCUAGCAUACAAGAGUCAACCUAGGAAGAAGGAGAACCUUCUUACAUGCUUAGCAGACCUCUUCCAUAGCAUAGCCACUCAGAAGAAAAAGGUUGGUGUAAUACCUCCUAAGAAGUUCAUAACAAGAUUACGGAAAGAAAAUGAGCUUUUUGACAACUACAUGCAGCAAGAUGCCCAUGAAUUCUUAAAUUACCUAUUAAAUACAAUUGCUGAUAUUUUACAAGAAGAGAGAAAGCAGGAAAAACAAAAUGGCCGCUUACCUAAUGGUAAUAUUGACAGUGAAAACAAUAACAGCACACCAGACCCAACGUGGGUUCAUGAGAUUUUUCAGGGAACAUUAACUAAUGAAACCAGAUGUCUUACUUGUGAAACUAUAAGCAGCAAAGAUGAAGAUUUUUUAGACCUUUCUGUUGACGUGGAACAAAACACAUCAAUUACUCACUGCUUAAGGGGUUUUAGCAACACAGAAACUCUGUGCAGUGAGUACAAAUACUACUGUGAAGAGUGUCGCAGCAAACAGGAAGCACACAAACGGAUGAAAGUUAAAAAACUGCCCAUGAUUCUAGCUCUGCAUCUGAAGAGAUUUAAAUAUAUGGAUCAGCUUCAUCGAUACACGAAACUUUCUUACCGGGUAGUUUUUCCGUUAGAACUUCGUCUAUUUAACACUUCAGGAGAUGCAACCAAUCCUGACAGAAUGUAUGACCUGGUUGCUGUUGUGGUUCACUGUGGAAGAGUAUGUAAUGAAGACUGGAAGAAAAUGACAUUUGUGUCACACAGCCCUAAACCUCCACUACCUGUGCCAGCGCUGUCUCCUCAUCUCUUAUUCUCAGCAGGAACCUUUCUCUUCCAUAUUUUGGAGCAUUCUGAGGGAAGGGUGAUGACAUCUGAAAGGAGUCAAACAAUAUCAGAUAAUUGGUCCCAAUCGAGGCCAUUAUAUUGCAAUAGUUAAGAGUCAUGAUUUUUGGUUGUUGUUUGAUGACGACAUUGUAGAAAAAAUAGAUGCACAAGCUAUUGAAGAAUUCUACGGGUUGACAUCAGAUAUCUCAAAGAACUCUGAGUCCGGUUACAUCCUCUUCUAUCAGUCUCGGGACUGAAUGGGAACUGUGAUGAAGAGAGGACUUUCUGCCUCAUUUCUUCUCUGGUUAUUUUCGAAAGGAUCAAGUACUGAUUUUUCAAGAAAAGAGAAAUGCAGGAAGCUCAGGGGGCAGCAGCACACUUUGCACACAAUAAAGCAAAGAAUCUGGAUGAACAAGCCCUUCCUAUCAUGGUAGUUGAUUUAUUUGCUCAGGUAUCAUGCUGUCUGUGCAGUUCAUACAACCAGUGAGUACAAGCAGAGAUACCAGCUCCUCUCAUCAAACAGCCUUCCAGUCAUUGGCAUGCGUUUUCUUUCUGUCACUUGCACCAGUAAUUAUUUGAACUCCUUGGGGUGCAGUAGAAAGAAUAGGAAUCUGUGCCAGGUUGUAUUGAUUAUGUAAGAAGACAAUAUUGAAUACACUGCAUCAACUUGCCUGUGUUCAGUAUGUAUAGAAAGCUUGUUCUGUGGUUUUCUUCAAGCAUAAACCAGAAAUACUUUUGGGCCCAACACUUGCAGUUGCCUUCCUGAUGUAAUAAACUAACAGAUACUAGAAUCCAGUGUCAGGAAGACAAAUAUGUUUUGCUUCUCUGAAGAAGCUUAUAAUAAUAUACAGUAUAUGUAUAUGUAGGGAACAAUUGGUCGAAAAAGGCUUUUUGUUUCCCCAAGGGGAAAGACUGGCUUUGUAAUUAUAAUUUUUUUCUUAUUUAUUUUACUUAAAACUGGUAGAGUCUAAGUAUUGUAUGAAGUGCCCAUGAUUCUGUCAGUAAAUUUGAGCAUAUUUUUAUUAGUUUUUGUCAGUUUGAUAUGUCCUUUUGUUUCUCUCUUUAAGGUGAAUUUUAAAUUCUAUUUGAAAUCAGUAAGAUACCUUAAGAAAAAUUUCAAUGAGAGGAGAUAAAUAUUCUUUUUCAGGAGGAACUGAUAUCUCUGGCUAAAUAUUUGUCCUUUUGUUAUAGUUCCUAAGUCAGUUAUUUUAUUCAGCUUUAAUUUUAGUAAAAUUUAAAAAAAAACUAUCAAAAUUCCCUAUAAAUGAUAAAAGAAUGAUAGAAUGAUAAAAGAAAUUCUGGUGCAAUGGUGGAAUGUCAGUCUUUAGAGUUCUGAAAUAUUCUGUUUAGAGUUGAGGCCACGCUUGGAAAAUUCAUGUCAUAACAAUUAUGUUAUUUUCAAAUGUCAUUCUUUACCCUGGAAAGAAGUAAUCCAUUCUUUAUAACCCCAGCACCAAGGGUAGCUAGCUACAAAACUCCUUUGGAGAUUAAAUUUUAAUGAAGCAGACCAGGAAUACAAAAAACAAUACUGUAAGCGCAUUCAGGAAUUGAAAUUUGUGUUUGUUAAGACUUCAUCCUGUUGGAGGUUUUUAAGAAGUAAUAUAUGUAAUGUAAAAUAUAUGUAAAACAAAUUAAGUUGCUGUUGACACUUUUCCAUGCAUCAGUAAGUUGUCUGAUAGUAGGCGAAUGUAACUUGCAGAAAAUAAUUGACUGUAUAUUCCAAAUAAUUGCAAUUGGGCCUUGAAUGUUCUUUAUCAAACCCUUUCAGGCAGUAGUCUCUCUCUCGUUUUUAAAUUGCUGUAAUUUUCUAAAGUUAUUUUACUAAAGCUGUUGAAUAUGAAAAA